AUGGCCGCCAAUAUGCCACAAAUGGGUGGUGGCGGCGGUGUAAGGCAGCGACCGCCCCACCAACAACUGUCGCAUCUGGUGUAUACGCAGAUAAUGGCACAGACCAUUCAGACUGGUGGCUGGCAAGACCAAGUACAGGUCAAUUUACGUGUUAGCAACGCGAUGAAUCUGAUCUCCAACUCUUUCCUCGCCAUGCCAGCUCUAGAUUCCCAGCAACUGGUUAACCACGGGCUAUCGUAUGAACGAGACGCCUUUCUAAAUUCACCUGACAAAGGAACUUAUGACCAGAAGAUAAAUAAUAAGGUUCAAGACCUUUUCAAGCGACGACAAGCGCAUGAGCAAAGUCUUCAGAACAGCUUGAAUGCCCAAGCCGCGGCGGCACAAGCACAAGCACAAGCACAAGCCCAAGCCCAUGCCCAAGCACAAGCCCAGGCCCAAGCCCAGGCCCAAGCUCAGUCACAACAAAUGAUGAUGAACCCGAAUAUGAUGCCUAGAGGUAUGGGACAAAUGCCGCAGCAGGGCUUCCAGCAUCUACAACAACAGAUGCAGCCCUCACCAAUUCACCAACAGCCUCACCAGCCGGGAAUGGAUAUGGGGGGCCAAGGGGGACUUCCAAUGAAUCCCAAUCAGCAGCCGAUGCAGAUGGGCGUAGCGCAGAUGCGUCCUCAAAUACCGAUGAAUGCUACCUUGGCAAGUUUACCGCCUCAAGAGCGAGCUAAAAUCAUGCAACUGGCUCUGUCGAAAUUGAAUCAGGCCUCGGAGCCUCAGCGAAACGCCUUGCGUGCAAUGCUUCAUCAAAGAUUCCCCCCGCAGCAGAUAGCGCAGCUACGGGCCGAAAAUCAGGACCCUCUGCUAUUCCUUUUACAACUCCAGCUGCUACAGGCAUAUAAGAGUCAGGGGGGUGGCAACGGCGGCGGAAACCAAGCCGCAUUGCAGAUGCAGGCCCAGCAGCGGCAGAUGAGUCAGCCUGGACAACCGAUGGUCGGAGUCCCGAAUAGCGAAUUUGGGCCAUUUUCAAACGUCGAAAGCAUAAUGAAUCAGCAGAAAGCGGGUCUACUCGCCCAAGAAGCUGGACAUGUGGUGGUGCCAGCGAGUAACGGACCCGGUCGAAACGCCACCCCUCAGCCUAUGGGCGGAAUGCAAGGCCCUAACCCCGGAAACCACCCGGGACCCAACCAGCCUGGCAUCCCUAACCAGAUGCCACAGCAUUUCAACCAUCCGCAGGCUCAGCAGUUGAAGAUGGAUCAACGGGCGGCCCAGUCGCAGGCGCAGAUCCGAGCGCAGGCCCAGGCUAAGCAGAUGCAGGGUCAGCCUGGCGGAUUAAAUGGUGGUGCCAUCUCUCAGAGUCCCGGCAUGAACACCUUGAAUACUCCCGUUCGCCGUACUCCAGUCAUGGGCCAGCCGGAAGGGCAACCGCAAAUGGGUCAGCCCAACGGACCUUUCAGUCAAGGGAUGGACCCGCGCUUUAGUCAAGGUAACCAGCGACCGCAGAUGGGAAAUGUCAUGCCCAAUCCUCAUAUAUUGAACGUCAUCCUCUCCCAGAUGGCUCCUGACCAAAGGAGUACCUUCUUGGCCUUGCCGCAGGAUAAGAAAAACGAGAUGAUCAUGAAAUGGACCGUUAAUUCGGCUGCCAGAGCUGUGGGGAUGGGCCAAACACCUGGACGUGGUCAACCUCAGCCGGGCCAGUUCGGGCAGGGUAGCCCCAUGGCCCAAUUCAGUCCAGGCAAUAGCAAUAUGGGCCAACCCCCAAAUCCUGCCAUGCAGAUGAACCAGAAUCAAAUGAUGUUUCAGCAGCAGAUGAACAGGAUGAGGAAUAACAUGCAACCUCAAAAUCAAAUGCCCAUUCCUCCCAACGUGAGCGCGUUUAUGGAGAACCUCGAUGUGCCUACAAGGAUACUGGAUCAGUUAAAGCAAAACCACCCGGUGCCACCGGAAAUCAAAAAGUGGUCUCAGCUGAAGCAGUGGCUAAGCGAGAAGAACGCUAGCCCACAGACCAUGCACCAACUUCAGCAGUUCCAGAACGCACAAUUCCAACAAAUGAUGAAGCAGAGGAACGCGGCGGCAAAUAACCAGAUGGCUCAGCAGCCGAACAUGCCCCAACAAGGACCGCAAAUGCCCAAUGGACAAAUGCCGAUGCAGCCAGGUGCUAACAUGGCUCCCUUUGCGGGCAUCACGAUUACUCCCGCCGAACUGCAACAGGCUAAGAAUCACGAUAAAUUCAAAGGCUGGCCUGAGGAGAAGAUCAAAGCCGCUCUCAUGCAGAUGAAGAUGGGCCAGAUGAGAGCCAAGGCAAACGGACAGGCACCCAAUGCCCAAAUGCAGACGCCUCAAACCACGCAGCCACCUAACAAUAACCUCACGGUAUCUGCUCCGCAACCAACCCCUACCAACAACCUCCAAGCUCCCCAACAACAACGGCCGCAAAAUGCGGGACCAGAUGUCAAUUCAACGGGUUCCACGGUACCUGCGAGGAAUGGCCGGCAGCUUCAAAAUAACCGUCCUCCCCCCCCAGCAAACUCGGUCGCCCCUCAGAAGAAUAGCCUAAAGCGUGCGAGUACGGAUGACUUGGCCGACGCGUCGAGCACACCGGUUCAGCGUCCGGCGUCUCAGCAAGCUCAGGUUACCGGACCCCUACCAACCGGUCUUCCCUCCCCAGCUCAGCUUGCUGCUCUCCCGCCUGAACAAAGAAGUAAAUAUGAAGCUAUGAUGAGAUCUAGACAGGUGGCAAUGGCUGGAGGCGCUGGUGCGCAGCAGCCGCAAAUGUUGGAGGCUAUGCAGCAUCUGAAAGCUAUUGGACAAGAAGAACACAUAAAUGCGGCUAAGGAGCCUUACCACGAAAUUCCUAUGACUCCCGAGCAGUAUCAAGAUAUGGCCCAGAAGAUCCAAUCUAUGGUCAACGAAAUGGGCAAGGUUAGCAAAAUCUUAGGACGAUGGUAUGCUCUGACGCGAGAUGAUAACCGCGCCAGAAUGUUCUUUAAAAUGCGACUCCGUCUAGGCAAGCAAUUUGCAGAUGGGGAGAAGAUGACGACGCUCAAAAAGGCGUUCUCAUUGAGACCGCACGAGCUUGACGGCGUGAGAGGGAUGCUGGAGGGCAUGGCUAGGGACGUGGCCAACCAGUUUCCUCAGGUCAUGAAGAGAAACGCUACUCAACAGCAACACCCCCAAGAAUCAGGAUCUCAACAACAAGGGGCUGGUGAAAAUACCGCAACGCCGCCGACGGGAGCGCCAACUCCGUUAAAUGCUGCUAACCUCGAGAAGCAAAAUGCGGCGAUGAAUAAAAUACAUUCAAGAGCUACUAGCAAGAGCGGGCAAACACCGGCUGCGCCAACUAACGCCCACCCUCCGUUCCCCUUUGGGGCCCAGUCGCCCAACGGUCAACCCACGUAUGCUGGGAAACCUACUGUUACCCAAGCGGACCUCCAACUGCCCGCUCGCAAGCGGCCUAGAACUAGCGGGCAGCAUGGGCUUGGCUCCGGCGGCGCCAGCGCAAGCUCGUCUCCCCAAGUCCAGAAGGCAUCGUCUCCAGAGUUGGUCAAGCGACAAGCAGAGAAUACUGCCCAUAAGUUAGCAUUCUAUUGUCCCGAGCCGAGCUGCGAGGCGCAUCGCACCGGUUUCGCUACGGAAGAGGCUCGACGAAGCCAUUACGAGGAGGAGCACGUGAAACCCUCGCAAAAUCCAUUGAAGUUUGCUACCGAGAGCCUCGCUUUUGCGUUCGGAUUAGAUGCGGAUGGCCACCCGAAAGCACAACCUAUGGGACAUGAUCCCUCGAAGCAGGGUCAAACCCCCGCAAGCCGAGCCGAGGCGACGCCGAUGUCCCGCGAACCGUCGAUGAAGAGACAAGGUAGCGCGGGAGGCGCCAAGCCGACCGACUUGGUUAAAGCGGUAGCCGCGAAGACUGGCACACCGAAGCCCGACUCCGGGACCCAGAGUGGAGAAAAUACCAUGGCAGGUGCGAAGAUGUCUGGCAUGGACGGGACUUGGCCGAUGGCAACCAUAGAUCCGCAAAAUCUUCUCCAGGUGGGAGGUAUCGAGAGCGGAGGAGGGGGAGCCAUCUUCGACAUGAACGUGUAUCGGGCAAUAACGCCAAAGGACACACCCGGAUCGAGCAAGGAUAGUGCGGGCUCCGAGCCGAACAGCGACGUCUCGGAAGGUGUAGCACUUAGUGUGCAGCUAAAUAUGGGCCUUGACUUGUGGAAUCCGUUUGGAGGAGGACCGAAUGCGGACAUGAAUGCGGACAUGGACACUACCGAACUGGGCUUCGGCGAGGUGGACAUGGGUUAUACGGAUGAACAUGCAACGCAACUGAUCUCAUGGGACGACGUGAGCCAUGAAUUUGCGAAGGAAUAUGAAUUGUCAUUAGAUACGGGUAUGUACUCGCUUGAUACGGCGUGA
Daldinia caldariorum is the source of this 4392-nucleotide messenger RNA. RefSeq lists its product as uncharacterized. NCBI's taxonomy places the organism in Eukaryota, Fungi, Ascomycota, Sordariomycetes, Xylariales, Hypoxylaceae. The transcript has 4 exons. Gene Ontology annotation, biological process: regulation of transcription by RNA polymerase II. Gene Ontology annotation, molecular function: transcription coregulator activity. Gene Ontology annotation, cellular component: mediator complex. Bases 1 to 4392 code for a protein of 1463 amino acids. The record is from RefSeq and is a predicted model, not a curated record.